Molecule: messenger RNA, 1133 nt
Organism: Prosopis cineraria
Lineage: Eukaryota; Viridiplantae; Streptophyta; Magnoliopsida; Fabales; Fabaceae
Product: protein LURP-one-related 12-like
Exons: 2
Coding region: 100-744 (214 amino acids)
Source: RefSeq, a predicted model, not a curated record
CGUCCAUCCAGUCUCUCACUCUGAUUCCACUUAAGCGACGUCCUCCUGGAGAUCUUUCGCAGGUUCAGAAAUUACCUCAACACCAAACCCAACAACAACAUGAAGAUCAAAGAUAGUCCUCUCCCUCAAGACGCCUGCAGCUAUGUCUUCAAACAAGAAACCCACUUCACCGUUCUCAAGACCUCCCUCUUCUUCGCCGGCGAUGGCUUCACCGUCUACAACUCCAACGGCCACCUCGUCUUCCGGGUCGACUCCUACGGCCCCAACUCCCGCCUCAAAGACCAAGUCGUCCUCAUGGAUCCUCGUGGCCGCUGCCUGCUCACUGUCCGCCGCAAGAUGCCGAGUUUGCAUCAACGGUGGGAGGGCUUUAGAGGGGAGAGGAUGGACGGAGACAAGCCGAUCUUCAGCGUGAAGAGAUCGUCGAUGAUCGGACGGUCGAAGGCGACGGUGACUGUGGAGAUGUACGACAGUUCCGGGGAGGAGUACCAGAUCGAAGGGUGUUUCUCGCAGCGGAGCUGCAAGAUCUACGACGCGAAGAGGAAACUGGUGGCGGAGAUUCGUCGGAAGGUGGACCCCACCACGAAGGUGAUGCUGGGGAAGGAAGUGUUCUCUUUGUGCGUCAAGGCUGGAUUCGAUGGGGCCUUCGCCAUGGCAUUGGUCCUAGCUCUAGAUCAGAUGAACGGUGACAGUUACAUCGAUAAUGGAACACCACAACCUGUGGUGCACCCUUCCGCAGAAGAUUAAGGAUUUGACAAUUUAACACCCUAAUCUAUCUCUGGAUUUUGAAGAGUUCCUUUACUUUUGACGAGGAAGCUCUUCUUCAUGGUCAUAAUGGUAAUACCAAAUGCACCCUGCUUGGAGAAGACAAAUCAAAAGCCAUCUUGUAAAUUUUUCAGUGAUGACAAAAAAAAACUACAUUUUUGUUGGCUUUAAUUAAUGUAUUUUUAAGCCUAAAGAUUAAUCUCAUAGAUGGAAUGCUAUAUAUGGUACACGUGAAAUAUUCUUAAAUCUCACGCAGGCAAGCUUUGGUGUUCAUUGCAAAGAUAGGUAAUUUAUUACUCAUCAAAUUUGUGGAUUUUUACGGGAUUGCCCUAUUCAACUAUUAUUAGUCAGAGAGGCUUUUGCACUAUUCA